AUGGUUACAACAGACUUGUGCACAGGUGCAUCGUCCUGGUGGAACAACACACCUUUAGAACUAUCUCAGCCUAUAGCUUUCCAGGCUCAAGGUUCCCCAAAUACUGACAUCAAUCCAGGUUCCCCCAAUGCUGACAUCCAUACAGGUUCCCCAAACACUGACAUCCAUCCAGGUUCCCCCAAUGCUGACAUCAAUCCAGGUUCCCCAAAUACUGACAUCCAUCCAAGUUCCCCCAAUUCUGACAUCCAUCCAGGAUCCCCAAAUACUGACAUCCAUCCAAGUUCCCCCAAUGCUGACAUCCAUUCAGGGUCCCCCAAUGCUGACAUCCAUACAGGUUCCAAAACUAGUGACAUCCAUCCAAGUUCUCCUAAUGCUGACAUCCAUCCAGGUUCCCCAAACACUGACAUCCAUCCAGGUUCCCCAAAUACUGACAUCCAUCCAUGUUCCCCCAAUGCUGACAUCAAUCCAGGUUCCCCCAAUGCUGACAUCUAUACAGGUUCCAAAACUACUGACAUCCAUCCAGGUUCCAAAACUACUGACAUCCAUCUAGGUUCCCCAAACAAUGACAUCCAUCCAAGUUCCCCCAAUGCUGACAUCCAUCCAGGUUCCCAAAACAGACAUCCAUCCAGGUUCCCCCAAUGCUGA
This is a messenger RNA of Haliotis rufescens (red abalone), 645 nucleotides long. RefSeq names its product sporozoite surface protein 2-like. NCBI's taxonomy places the organism in Eukaryota, Metazoa, Mollusca, Gastropoda, Lepetellida, Haliotidae. Bases 1 to 645 code for a protein of 214 amino acids. The record is from RefSeq and is a predicted model, not a curated record. The transcript has 3 exons.